Phytophthora nicotianae INRA-310 is the source of this 591-nucleotide messenger RNA. RefSeq lists its product as hypothetical. The record is from RefSeq and is a predicted model, not a curated record. NCBI's taxonomy places the organism in Eukaryota, Oomycota, Peronosporomycetes, Peronosporales, Peronosporaceae. Bases 39 to 476 code for a protein of 145 amino acids. The transcript has 3 exons. Gene Ontology annotation, biological process: DNA repair; regulation of sister chromatid segregation; maintenance of rDNA. Gene Ontology annotation, cellular component: nuclear speck; cytosol.
GCUUUUCAUUGGCCGACCACACUGUCAUAAGUGUAGCCAUGUCUGCUCCGAAACGCGGCGGCAGCACGGCCAAAGCCUUCGCGGGACAGAUCUACUCCGCGCUGCGGUAUUCCAGCCGCUCUACACCCACCAUCAGCGGUGUCGAAUGCUCUCGCCUCUGGGUUCAGGGCGUCGUGGUCGCAACGUCUGAAGAGCGGAAGCAAUGCACUGUAGACGACGGCACUGGCGUCUUGCGACUAGAGCUCAAGGUUUUCCUAAAAAAUGCGCCUCCAGGAGUCGAUGCUCGACCGCAAUUGGGUGACUACAUCAUGGCUAUCGGUCCGAUGCAGAAAGUUAAGACAGACGCAGCAGUAUCAGUACGCACGUUGGUGGCGCAUCAGGUUGUCAAGUUGGAUGCCAAGCUGCAACGUGAGCCAAUGUGGUUCCUGGAGGUCAUCGAAUACUGGACGUCCGUCGUAAACACCCCUGCAACAUAAAGAUCGCUACGAAAGUGCGGAAAGCUGUACAUGCUCAUUGUCGAUCCUUGAUGAGGUCCUAACUAACGUACUAGCUACAUGCAGUCUGCCUGUAAGGCGGCUAUUUUUUUUCUCC